AUGCUAUAUGUGUACGACCACAUGUUCCCAUCUUCCUCUGUGACUCUCUUUUCUCCAGACGAAGCUGAAAACAAAGACCCUUCCUCGCCUUCUCUUCAGCCUCCGAGGGAAGAACCGAUCCAGAGAGUUGAACCCAAGAAGGAAGACGCGGCCACCUCGAAGCUCUUCGCUGACGUUGUGAACGUCAGCGAGGGCUUCCAGCUGAGGACGGCCUACAAGAAGAAGGUGAAGCCCUCCAAACUGGACGGUCUUCUGGAGCGUCGGGUCAAACAGUUCACUCUGGAGGAGAAGCAGAGGCUGGAGAGAAUGAGACAGGCGGCACUUCUGGCAAAAAUAGCCGCCAUGAAGCCUGGAGUUAAAACGGAGAGCAAACAGCCGCCGGCCGUCACCCCGUGUGUCAAAAGAGAGCAAGCAGAAGGCGUCGCUGUGAAAGACAACUUGGUGAAGAAGCUCGACUUUGAACAGGAGCAGAUCAAACCAGACGUUGAUGUCAAAUCUGACGCUGAAGCACCCAAACAGAUGGAGGUGAAUGAUGUGCACAAAGAAGUGAACGGAGAAACGCCGUCAACCACCGAGUCUAGCGGGAAAAACAACGGUUUAUCAGACGCUAUGGAGAAAAAGACGGAAGUGGCUCGAGCGGGAAAACGUGUGUUUGAGGAAAUGGAGAAAGCUGGUGAACAGAGCAUGGAGGUAGAGGAAAGUAAGACUACUGAAGUGCAGGUUAACGGGAAAACGGAGGGUGGCGUUCCUGCAGAAACCACCUCAGAACCAGCUCAAGGUGACAUGAAAGAACCCGUGAAGUCUCUGAUGAACGGGAACCUCUUGCAGAAAAGCGACGUGUCCGACGGGAGUCACCAACCUCCUCUGAAAGUCCCGAAACUGGAGAACCACGUGACGGAGAAAGGAGACUCUUUGGCGUUGGAUAGUGAGCCUGCUAAGCUAACAUCAUCAACCCCUGCUCUCGUGAAUAAUACAAGUACUGAAGGUUUGAAGAGCACCUCAACAGAAGCUCAAAACGCCCCGAAAACAGACUCGUCUCAAACAGGAAGUGGCGUCGUCUCCUCAGUUUCCUCCAGAGCCGUCGUCCCGCAGAAAACCAAACUUCAAGACACCAAGACGUCCACUUCCAGCUCCAUGACGAUCAGUAAAGAAUACUCCACGAAAGACCGGGUCAGCCUCCUGCGGUUCUACAAAUCCAGGAAGGCGCGUUCGGGUACCGCGCUGCCGUCCUACAGGAAGUUCGUCACCAAGAGCAGCAAGAAGAGCAUCUUUAUUCUGCCCAACGACGACCUGAAGAGGAUGGCGAGGAGAGCGGGCAUCAGAGAGGUUCCCAUCUUCAACUACAACGCUAAACCAGCCCUGGAUAUCUGGCCGUACCCCUCGCCUCGGCCCACUUUUGGGAUCACAUGGAGGUACCGUCUGCAGACCGUGCGCUCUCUGGCCGGCGUCAGUCUGAUGCUCCGGCUGCUCUGGAGCUGCCUGCGCUGGGACGACAUGUCCGUGAAGCCGUCUGCAGCCGUAGGGACCACACGCAAAGGUGAGGAGACAUCACAAACACUCAGAAAUGGCAAAA
Notothenia coriiceps (black rockcod) is the source of this 1573-nucleotide messenger RNA. RefSeq names its product nucleosome-remodeling factor subunit BPTF-like. The record is from RefSeq and is a predicted model, not a curated record. Gene Ontology annotation, cellular component: NURF complex. The transcript is spliced from 2 exons. Gene Ontology annotation, biological process: regulation of transcription by RNA polymerase II. The annotation marks the transcript as partial. Gene Ontology annotation, molecular function: RNA polymerase II cis-regulatory region sequence-specific DNA binding. NCBI's taxonomy places the organism in Eukaryota, Metazoa, Chordata, Actinopteri, Perciformes, Nototheniidae.